CAGCGGACCGCCUGCCUUGGGCCUCCACUCACCGGCCCACAUGGCCUCGACUUUCCCCACCGCCAUCGCUCCGCCUCAGCCGCUCCGGCUCCGGCUCCGGAGCCGGGAUUUCCCUUCCUCCCGCGAUACCCGAUGUGUCUCCUUGGGCCUCGCCCCUCUGAAGGACGAGGCUCCGCAUUGGUUGAAGCCCCUACGACCAAUCCGAGCGGGCUUUGUUCCGAUGUCCGAUAUUCUUUCAACUGGAGCGUGAACGGUCCAGAUGCACAGAAUGGGUCUUCUUUCAGCUCUGACUCGAGGCCUUGUCCGAGGGGCAGACCGAAUGAGCAAAUGGACAAGCAAGCGAGGGCCCCGAACCUUCUACAAAGGUCGUGGAGCCAAGUUUACAGGCUUUACCUCAGGUGGGAAGUUUGUGAAGGUGAAGGAAAUGGUCCCUGAGUUUGUGGUUCCAGAUUUGACAGGCUUCAAACUCAAACCAUAUGUGUCCUAUCGUGCUCCAGCUGGCACAGAUGAACCACUGACAGCCAAGCAACUCUUUAUGGAAGCUGUAGCACCCUCUAUUGAAAAGGACUUUAAGGAAGGAACUUUUGACCCUAAAAACCUGGAAAAGUAUGGCUUUGAGCCCACCCAGGAAGGCAAGCUCUUCCAGCUAUAUCCUAAAAACUAUGUGCAAUAAUAAAGGACUGUCUAAUCAGUAA
This is a messenger RNA of Gracilinanus agilis (Agile Gracile Mouse Opossum), 695 nucleotides long. RefSeq names its product mitochondrial ribosomal protein L41 (gene MRPL41). Gene Ontology annotation, biological process: translation. Gene Ontology annotation, molecular function: structural constituent of ribosome. The record is from RefSeq and is a predicted model, not a curated record. NCBI's taxonomy places the organism in Eukaryota, Metazoa, Chordata, Mammalia, Didelphimorphia, Didelphidae. Gene Ontology annotation, cellular component: mitochondrial large ribosomal subunit. The coding region runs from base 260 to 673 and encodes 137 amino acids. The transcript has 2 exons.